UCUGUCGUUGCACAGCAGCACAAGAGAAGACUGCCUGCCCGCCCGCCAGUCGCACGCCCCCCUCCAUCCUUCCUUGCUUCUAUCUUCCAUUCCGCCGGCCGCCGCCGCCGCCACCUCCGCCCGUGUGUGAUUUGACUAGAAGAGAAGAGAAGAGAAGAAAAGAUGCUGCCUUGGAUCUUCAGCCGCAAGGGCGCCUCGGGCUUCUCCUGGGCCUCCACCGCCGACCAGGUCACCGCCGGCAUCUCCGCGUCCGGCCUCACCGCAAUAGUCACCGGUGCGUCGAGCGGGAUCGGCGCGGAGACGGCGCGGGUGCUGGCGGCGCGCGGGGCCCACGUCGUCAUGGCCGUCCGCAACCUCGCCGCCGCCGACGCCGUGCGCCAGGCCGUCCUCGCCGAGUCCCCCGCCGCCAGCCUCGAGCUGAUGGAGCUGGACCUCUCCUCCCUCGCCUCCGUCCGCAAGUUCGCCGACGACUUCGCCGCCACCGGCCUCCCCCUCAACAUCCUCGUCAACAACGCGGGCGUAAUGGCGACUCCUUUCACCCUCUCAAAGGAUGGCAUCGAGAUGCAGUUUGCAACUAACCAUGUCGGGCAUUUUCUUCUGACAAAUCUUUUGCUGGAGACCAUGAAAAAGACCUCUCGUGAAUCAAACGUGGAAGGAAGAAUUGUUAAUGUUUCGUCAGAGGGGCACAGGUUUGCAUACAAGGAAGGCAUCCGUUUCGCCAAGCUGAAUGACGAGGAAGAGUAUAGCACCAUUGCUGCAUAUGGCCAGUCAAAGCUUGCAAAUAUUUUGCAUGCUAAUGAACUUGCCAGGAGAUUUAAGGAAGAGGGUGUUAACAUCACUGCAAAUUCUCUACAUCCUGGAGCUAUCAUCACGAACCUUCUUCGCCACCACAGCAUCAUCGAUGCUCUCCAUCGGACGCUUGGUAAACUGGUGCUGAAGAACGCCAAACAGGGGGCUGCGACGCAGUGCUACGUGGCGCUGCACCCGGACGCCAAGGGGGUGUCGGGCAAGUACUGGUGCGACAGCAACCUGUACGAGCCGAGCGACAAGGCCAAGGACGCGGAGCUGGGGAAGAAGCUGUGGGACUACACCCUCGACCUCGUCGCAGCCUGAAGGAUGUCAUGUUUGGUUUGGUUGAUGAGGAGCGAUGAGAGGAGGGAGAUGAGAUGAGAGGAGAUGAAGGAUAUGGGAGGAACUCAAGCAAGUGGUGUAAUGUAUGUAAUGUACAACAAAAACAGCUGAGUCUGAGUGCCUGGUAAAACAGACAGAUAGGUGUCUGAAUUCCGUCCUGUGCUGUGCAGAUGAGAUGCAACAAGAGAUUUUUUGUUGGUGCGGUACGAAUAUGCUCUACCUCCCCUCCCCAAUGAGAGGGACAGGGAGUGUCGUCGAUACGGGUAUCUGGGCCUCCUUCCUUCUAUUCCUUUUUUCAGACAAGGAUGGCUCCUUCCUUCUUGUGUACUCCCUCCGUCUCAAAAUAAGUGUUAUGAACUGGUGUGACAUCUUCAGCUGGGCC
Messenger RNA from Triticum aestivum (bread wheat), 1513 nucleotides. Its product is annotated as short-chain dehydrogenase TIC 32, chloroplastic. Bases 163 to 1113 code for a protein of 316 amino acids. The record is from RefSeq and is a predicted model, not a curated record. Lineage: Eukaryota; Viridiplantae; Streptophyta; Magnoliopsida; Poales; Poaceae. The transcript is spliced from 7 exons.